AUUAAAGCUAACGGUUGUUCGCAUAGAGCUUUACAAGGAUUAACCGUUACACAUUUUCACUCUCGCGCGCGUUACGUGCAUUACUACUUACUACUACUACUACUUCUCUUCUUUUGUUAUAUUGUACUCUUCUACUACAAAAAUAAAAAGGAAUAAUAUUUUGUUGCUCGAAACGAUUUUUAUUUAAAAACAGUUUUUAAUUUCCGGUACUGUUCUGUUAAUCUAUUGACAACAAUAACAUAAGUAAAGUGAACUUGUGUUUGUCAUUCGCAUCCUUUAUACAUCCACAUACUAUCGCACAAACAUCAAGUCAAUCAUCUAGUUUUUAUCAGUGAAAUAAUAACAACGACAACAAGUUGAUGGAAAAAAUCCAUGUACAUAUUUUUAAAGUAAAUAAAAAUAAAAUUUUUAAAGUGCUUAAAGAAAUUGAAAGUGUAAAUUUGAAGUAAUAAAAUUGAAAAAGAAGAAAAAAUAAGUUAAAAAUAUAAAAUCAACCAAUGAACUGGAUACAAUUACUGGAUAACUGAGAAAUGUGACCACAUUAAGCUGCUUAAAAAAGUGAUAAACUUACAACUGCUGACAGUUACAGUAGAAGUACGGUGUAAAGUCAAGUUGUUGCAAGCACAACACAGCUGUGCUGAGAUAAGCAGUGCAGGCUAAACGAAAGAAAGAAAGGAAAAUUAAACAAAACGCACUAUAAGGAACACACUCUCGACAACUAUAAUACCCAUAUAUUGUCACUUAACCAACAGCUGGGAGUCAUCCUCAGUAAACAGUACAAAACACUAACAACUAAAGAAGAAAAGAAGAAGAAGAAUAAAUUUGCACACAUAUGAACAGAAAAUUUCGGAAAUGUUGAGUGAAAGGAUGGUGAAAUGUUAAAGUCAAGUGAGGCAGGCUGCCAACAACAUAAAAAUGGCACAUAUAUGGUGAUGGUCUCCAAGCUACAAAAUCAACAACAGCAUCAGCAACAUCAUCAGCAAUAGCGACAACUGACACAUACAACCACCAACAACAUUGGCUCACAGAUAAACUAACGUUCAUAAAUACACAAAAUAUAUACAACAGGAUUUUCAUUUGUUGUUGUUUUUGCUGCUAGAGUUGUUUCAUCAAAGCAACAACCACGUGACAGGCGAGACAACAUAUGCUUACACCCGCACUUUCUCAUAAAAACAUAUAGACAAAACAACGACAACAACACCAGAGCAGCAGCAGUCAGGCAUCAACAAAAUCCAAUAUAUUCCAAACCAGUACUGAAAACCUUAUCCCAAAUAUAUACCUCCCAACUAUACAAAUCGUUUGUUACCACUGACUGCCGGCAACUGUUUUACCAUAAAAAGACAGCAAAAGGACAGGGGGAGCAGAGGAAUGCAAAUAAAUGCUGUCACUCUAAAUUGUUGACUGGUCUGAAUUAAAUGUGGCAAAGGAUUUAAGCAAAAAAUAAAUAAAACCAAAUUUAAAUUUUUAGACUUAUUAAACGAUAGAAACACAACAACAACAACAGAAAAAGUAAAAAUAUAAAAAAAACCAUUGCAUCCACAAAGUCAACUAAAACUCUUUUACACACACAAACACAUAUCUUGAUCCAAUGGACCAGGUUCUGGUUUUAUUUUGUUUGUUUCCUUUGAUUGGUCACCACUACGACAUAUAUUUGCCUUUGAAUGCUGUCCAAAACGAUUGAAUAAACCAUAAAUUGUCAAUUUAAAUAAAAUUUAAUGAAUUUUUAAAUUUCUAUCCAUACAACUGACAAACAACUCUAAACAAAUUUCAACGACUUUUAUCAAUAAGAUUCGAUAUAAAACUCAUUCUCAUCAACAUCUAAAGCAUCAACAUCAUCGUUAUUUAUUAAGCAAAAAAGGAUACAAAAACAACAAAAAAGGAUACAAAAUUAUUGUUCAUUUUUUAGAAUUUUAUCGACAUCUUCAUUUUGUCUUUUCGUUAACCAAAUGGCUAAAUUUUGGUUGCUAUAUUGGGGCCUAAUGGUAGCUUGGUAUCCCUUGUUGUCAAGUGGUUAUCUCAACGUGUUCAUAAGCCACAAAGAAGUGAUGAAACUUAUGGGAUUGGAGGCAGAUUUAUUUUAUGUACACGAGGGUGCAAUAAACACAUACGCAAUGCAUUUUACGGUACCGGUGCCGGCAGAUGUACAUGACCUCGAAUUUUCGUGGCAAAGUCUCACAGCUUAUCCGCUGCCAUAUGCAAUUACCAUCGAUUAUGACCAUGAUCAGGAGGCUUUAUCCGCACCCACCCUUAGUAUACCUGAAAAAGGAUAUGUGCCACAGCAGGUGGAGACAUUCCUAGUGCAUUUGCCUUGUAGUGGCAACGUAACCGAACAAGUCCCCCUCAGUGUUAAUAUGCUGGUGAGGGGACCGCCACGACAUAAUGAUACCAAAUUACAUUUCAAACGUAAUAAAAUUUGUAUUAAAGGUCUUUUUCCAGCUCCCAAUCAAUCGCCGGCUCCGGCACAUGCACCCUCACAGGGACCAGCCUUGUUGGGUGCUGCCGCCUGUGCUUUGGGUCUGGUUUUAGUUGUGGGUCUUAUAGCCAGCACCAUGUAUUUAAGGGCCCGCAAACAAAUACGUCAGGAUUCGUUACACACCAGUUUUACAACCGCUGCUUAUGGCAGUCAUCAAAAUGUCUUUAUACGUUUAGAUCCUUUAGGCCGUCCACCCAGUGCAAAUAGUGGUUCAUAUGCCACCAUAGCAAGUCUCAAUAAAUAUCCUUGUGAAUCGAAGAAGUCAUGCAACAUAUUUGAAAAAUUUCGUAGUUCACCCACACCCUCACCAUAUGCAACAGCUUUGCUGCCCAUGGGUGAUCAGAUAGCAGAGACAAUUUAUUCGAAACCUGAAUCAGUGUGUCCCUCGAGAAUUUCAUAUUAUGCAUCGUCACAACUAACACAGGUAUAUAGCAUGUCUACACCCAAAUCCAGUCGAGGUAAUGGCAGCAUCUUUGGAGGAGCCAGUACAGCGGGUGGCAGUAGUGGAGAUCCCAAGGAAAAAAUGCGUCGUAUACCUAAUGUCCAACCAGGUACCUUGGAAUGUGAACAACUGAUAAAAGAAGGCACUUAUGGUCGUAUAUAUGCUGGUAAAUUGGGCGACACUUGUGAUGUUCUAAUAAAAACCGUAGUAGAUGGAGCUUCGCUAACACAAGUGGCCUGUUUACUGCAAGAUGCUUCAAUGCUCAUUGGCAUUGGCCAUCAAAAUGUUAUGGCGCCUAUGUUGGCCAAUACAGAGUUGCCGGGACCGCCGGAGAUUGCAUAUCCUUAUCCCUCAAAAGGGAAUUUAAAAAUAUUCUUACAAAAAUCCCGUGAAAUGAAUGCCUCUUUAAGCACUAGACAGCUAGUGGAGUUUGGUUUACAUGUUACCAAAGGUCUAGCUCAUUUACACUCAGUGGGUAUAAUUCACAAAGAUGUGGCCACCAGGAAUUGCUAUUUGGAUUCUGAUUCCUAUGUUAAAAUAUGUGAUAAUGCCCUGUCACGUGACCUCUUCCCCGAUGACUAUCACUGUUUGUGUGACAACGAAAAUCGGCCUUUAAAAUGGAUGGCUUUGGAAUCGCUACAACAGAAAAACUUCUACAAUCAAUAUUCGGAUAUAUGGAGUUUGGGGGUAUUAUUUUGGGAAUUGGCCACACUGGCUAUGACGCCAUUUGAGGAAGUGGACAUAUUUGAAUUGACUCCAUAUCUAGCGGAUGGUUUUCGUUUAUCACAACCAAUCAAUUGUCCGGAUGAAUUUUUUACCGUCAUGUCCUGCUGUUGGCUGGUAGAUCCCAAGCAACGACCGUCCUUUCCACAACUAAUUGCAUAUUUACAGGAUUUUUAUGAAGAUUUAAGUAUGUACAUAUAAAUUAUUUUACUUUAUUUUAGUUUUUAUUUCAAUCAUAGACAAAAAAGAAAACUCAACAAAUUUACAUCAAUAAAGAUAGAAAAAAUAAAAAAUAAAUUUAAAAAAAUCACUAAAAACUUUGAAAGUUUGAAAAGAACAAAUGAUGGGGGGAAAAUUAAAUUUAUUAUUGUUUUCUUUUAUCAAAAAAAAGGACCUGAAUAUUUAAAAGUCCUUGUUUUAUAGAACUUAAAGAAAAUAAAAAGAAAAUAAACACUACAAAAUUAAAAUAAAAUAAUUAUAAUAAAAAUAUAUAGGGAAUCCCUAAUAGUAUGGAAGACAAAUUUUCCUAAUAUAUCCCCUAAAUAUUAUGGUUGAUAUAUUUUGAAAUUACACUCAAAUAAGUUGGUCCCGAGGUCUUUAAUUUAAAAAAAAUAAUCAACACAAACUGCCGCUUUAAAACGAAAUAUUUUGAAAGAUAUCAACCUUAAUUUCUAAGAUGAUACACAAAGGGAAAAAAGUAGUUUUAAAAUUAUACACGAUUGGUAUCAAUUUGAUACCAAUUUAAUAAUAUCCGUUCUCAAACCUCAACGGAUAGUUGUCAAAUCAACAACAAAAAUUUAACAAAUAAAACAUCUUUUCGGAGUGAAAUCAAUCAAAGUAAAAACUUUAUGUUGUCAAAGAGAACGUUGAGUUGUUAAAAUGACAACCUAGCAUUGUCGAAAUCACUGGAUGUUUUUUUUUAAUUUAAUACACAUCCGUGGUCCAAAUAUUAACAAACAUGUUAAGCUCACUUUUGACAAUGGAUUGUAUUAAUUUCGGUACUUUUCUAUCCAUUUUUCCUCUUUGUGUAGCAUUUUUUAAGGUAAACUAGUACGUAUAUUACUUUUAAUAGUUAGAAUUGUAAAUAAAUAAACUUAUUAAAUAUUAAGAAAAAAAAAUGAUAUUAUGAUUGUUAUUG
This is a messenger RNA of Lucilia cuprina (Australian sheep blowfly), 4776 nucleotides long. RefSeq names its product tyrosine-protein kinase Dnt (gene Drl-2). The transcript has 12 exons. Gene Ontology annotation, biological process: axonogenesis; protein phosphorylation; positive regulation of kinase activity. The record is from RefSeq and is a predicted model, not a curated record. Gene Ontology annotation, molecular function: ATP binding; protein kinase activity. The coding region runs from base 1947 to 3839 and encodes 630 amino acids. NCBI's taxonomy places the organism in Eukaryota, Metazoa, Arthropoda, Insecta, Diptera, Calliphoridae. Gene Ontology annotation, cellular component: signaling receptor complex.